Molecule: messenger RNA, 3571 nt
Organism: Diospyros lotus (date-plum)
Lineage: Eukaryota; Viridiplantae; Streptophyta; Magnoliopsida; Ericales; Ebenaceae
Product: LRR receptor-like serine/threonine-protein kinase RGI3
Exons: 2
Coding region: 153-3413 (1086 amino acids)
Biological process (GO): protein phosphorylation
Cellular component (GO): plasma membrane
Molecular function (GO): protein binding; ATP binding; protein kinase activity
Source: RefSeq, a predicted model, not a curated record
UGUCAAUAAAAUAAAGAAAUAAUAAAUAGAAUAAGCUGCGGUGCAAUUGGAUUCGAUCCAGAUCUUCGUCUCUCGUCUCGUCUCUCUCCCGUUCUCUUCUAUAAACAAAACAUGGCUCUGCAAAUCCCAAAGCAACGCAUCCACUCUUCCCAAUGCCGCCUUCUUCUUCCUUAAGCAACAAUCCCUUCUUCUUCUUCUUCUUCCUUUCUCUCAUUCUCUUCUCUUCUUCUUGUUCCGCCAUUGAUGCACAGGGCCAAACUCUCUUAGCAUGGAAAGCCAGCCUCAAGAGCUCCACCGACGUUCUCGCGUCCUGGAAUCCCUCCGACCAAAGUCCAUGCAACUGGUUUGGAAUCCACUGCAACUCCAAUGGCGAUGUGGUGAAGAUAAGCCUCGUUUCAGUCGAUGUCCAGGGCCGAUUGCCGUCAAAUCUCCAGCCGCUCAGCUCACUGGCUUCUCUCAUCCUCUCGUCGGCCAAUCUCACCGGAACCAUCCCCAAACAAUUCGGAGACUACCUGGAACUUACCGUCAUUGACAUUGCUGAUAAUUCUAUCUCCGGAGAAAUCCCGCCGGAGAUUUGCAGGCUGAGAAAGUUGCGGAGUUUGUUACUUGACGGCAAUUUUCUGGAAGGCGAAAUCCCGUCCGCCAUUGGAAACCUCUCGAGUUUGGUGCAUUUUACGCUCUACGACAAUCGGCUGAGCGGCGAAAUCCCGAAGAGCAUCGGGAAAUUGAGCAAUCUGGAGGUUUUCCGGGCCGGAGGAAAUCGGAAUAUUCGGGGCGAGCUGCCAUGGGAGAUCGGAAACUGCUCCAACUUGGCCUUUUUAGGCCUCGUCGAGACCGCCAUUUCCGGUAGCCUUCCGCCAUCGAUUGGGAAACUGAAGAAAAUACAAACCAUUGCCAUUUAUAGGUCCCAGUUGUCGGGUCCUAUCCCGGAAGAGAUUGGCAAUUGCAGCGAGCUGAAGAACCUCUACUUGCAUCAAAAUUCAGUCUCAGGUGAAAUUCCCGGCCGAAUUCGGGAGCUGGGAAAUCUUCGGAGCCUGUUGCUAUGGCAGAACGCCAUGGUCGGCACAAUUCCGAACCAGCUCGGAGACUGCAGAGAACUCGCCGUCUUGGACCUGUCGGAGAAUCUCUUAGCCGGCAGCAUUCCGGCGAGCUUCGGAAAGCUUUCGGGGCUUCGAGAGCUUCUGCUGAGCGAUAACCAGUUAUCAGGUUCGAUCCCUCGUGAACUCUGCAACUGCACCGCUUUGAAUUACCUGGAACUCGACAACAAUCAUCUUUCCGGCGAAAUUCCCGAUUCAAUCGGCAACUUGAAGACCCUGAAUCUGUUCUUCGCCUGGCAGAAUAAUCUCACAGGAAAAAUUCCGGAAUCCAUAUCGGAAUGCCGGAAUCUGGAAUUUCUAGACCUUUCUUUCAACAAUCUGUUGGGUCCAAUCCCAAAGCAAAUCUUUGCAUUAAGAAACCUCACCAAGCUGCUGCUACUUGACAAUGAUUUUUCCGGCAUUAUACCGCCGGAGAUUGGAAACUGCUCGAGCUUGUAUCGGUUCCGGGUGAACCAAAACCGGCUUUCCGGCACUGUUCCAUUGGAGAUCGGAAAUUUGACAAAUUUGAAUUUUCUCGACAUGAGCUUCAACAAAUUUGUGGGAGAGAUUCCGCUUUCGAUUUCAGGAUGCAGAAAUCUUGAAUUUCUUGAUCUCCAUUCAAAUGGGUUCUCUGGUUCUCUGCCUUACACUCUGCCUCAGAGCUUACAGUUGGUCGAUUUUUCGGAUAAUUUGCUUACCGGUCCCCUGCCACUCAGUGUUUUUGGUUCGUUAAUUCAACUAACUAAACUCAAUCUUGGGAAGAAUCAGCUUUCCGGGGGGAUUCCGGCGGAAAUCUCGGACUGCAGUAAGCUUCAACUGUUGGAUCUCGGAAACAAUGGCUUCUCCGGUGAAAUUCCAAAAGAAUUGGGCAAAAUCCCAGCACUCGAGAUCUCUCUCAAUCUGAGCUGGAACCAGUUGGCAGGGGAGAUCCCAUUCGAAAUCUCGGGUCUAACCAAACUGGGAAUACUUGAUCUCUCGCACAAUAAGCUUGCCGGAAACCUGAACGUCCUCACAAGCCUUCAAAACCUUGUAUCCUUGAAUGUCUCAUUCAAUGACUUCUCCGGUGAAUUGCCUGACACACCAUUCUUCCAUAACCUCCCGAUGAGUAACCUGGCUGGAAACCAAGCUCUGUUCAUCCCCAGUGGGGUUGUUACUCCUGCCGACAAAAUGGGAGCUCUAGGCCACGCCAAAUCCACGAUGAAGCUGGCAAUGACAAUUCUCGUCGGUGUCAGCGCGGUGCUAGUGCUGUUAGCAAUCUAUGUCUUGGUUCGUGUGCGUGUGGCCAGCGAUGGAUCCACAAGCGUUGACAGUUGGGAAGUAACGCUUUAUCAGAAGAUGGAAUUCUCCAUUGAUGAAAUACUGCAGAGCCUAACAUCUGCAAAUGUGAUUGGCACUGGAAGCUCUGGCGUGGUGUAUAGGGUGACAAUUGGAAGAGGGGAACCACUGGCGGUGAAGAAGAUGUGGUCCUCAGAGGAGUCUGGAGCAUUCGAAUCAGAGAUUCGAACACUAGGAUCAAUCAGGCACAGGAACAUCGUGCGCCUGCUUGGCUGGGGAUCAAACCGGGCCAUGAAACUGCUGUUCUACGAUUACCUCCCUAAUGGAAGCUUGAGCUCACUCCUUCAUGGUGCCGGCAAGGGAGGAGCAGAAUGGGAGUUGCGAUAUGAUGCUGUUUUAGGCGUUGCACAUGCCCUUGCGUACUUGCACCACGAUUGCUUGCCUCCUAUGAUUCAUGGAGAUGUCAAGGCCAUGAAUGUUCUAUUAGGCCCUCAUUUCGAACCAUAUCUAGCCGACUUUGGGCUGGCCAGGAUUGUCAAUGCUGACAAUGUUGAUUGCUCAAGACACGCUGAGAGGCCACUCCUUGCCGGUUCCUAUGGCUACAUGGCUCCAGAACAUGGUUUGAUGCCAAGGAUCACUGAGAAGAGCGAUGUGUACAGCUUUGGCGUGGUCCUGCUAGAGGUCUUGACAGGGAGGCAUCCCCUGGACCCGACUCUGCCAGGGGGCGCGAACUUAGUUCUGUGGGUGCGUGAUCAUCUGCGUGCCAAAGGCAAUCCCAUUGACAUUCUUGACCCAAAGCUCAUAGGAAGGCCGGAUCCUCAGAUGCACGAAAUGCUGCAAACGCUGGCUGUUUCGUGUCUCUGCACCAGCGUGCAGCCUCAUGAUCGUCCAGCGAUGAAGGAUGUGGCUGCAAUGCUGAAGGAGAUUCGACAUGUUGAGGCGACAAGGCCUGAGCCUGAUUUACUCCUCAAGGGUGGCAUGGCAAUCCCGGCUCGAAAUGCGGGGUUGCAAGGGUCUUCUUCUAGCUGUUCCUUGGCCUUCUCUGAGGAUUCAAUCCAAUGAAAAUAAGGCUGGAUGAGUUUAUAAUAUAAGCCUCUGCUCCGCCUAGUUCUGUUGUAGAUUGAAUUGGGAAACUAGUGUUGAGGGAAGAAAUUUAAGUGUAAGAGUUGAAACAGAUUAUGGAAAAGAAGAGAAUUAAGAGCAAGUAUUGAGAGAAUUAA